Messenger RNA from Colletotrichum spaethianum, 3039 nucleotides. RefSeq names its product trafficking protein particle complex subunit 10. NCBI's taxonomy places the organism in Eukaryota, Fungi, Ascomycota, Sordariomycetes, Glomerellales, Glomerellaceae. The transcript has 2 exons. The record is from RefSeq and is a predicted model, not a curated record. Gene Ontology annotation, molecular function: protein binding. The coding region runs from base 1 to 3039 and encodes 1012 amino acids.
AUGGCGGACACAGAGACGAACGGCAGCCAAAAUUCUGCCUCUUUGCUCUCACAAGUCACGGACGGCGCAUACAUCAACUUCACCCGCAACCUCGAAGCGCAAGCGGCUGAGGAGGACAGCAACCCCACAUCAGCAUCGCAGGAGACGCUCUCCGAAGAUGAGAUUGCAGUUGGUCUUGCUGCUUUGAAUGCCUUCCUUCAAGCGAAUGUGACAGGGCCAGUUCUGGAGCAGGUUGAGAAGGUCGAGACGCUUUUCAUUGAGGCGUCCACGGGGCAACUCUCCGAGGCAGCAGACAACCUCAAGGCGCUUCGCAAGAGAAGUUUCAAGGCGCUUGAUGUCGAUGGCGUCUCGCCAUACCCUUAUAUCCCCAAUAUCGAACUCUUCGCUCUUGCGCGCCAUAUCUUUACAGAGUCCUCAUCGGCCAGCGAUGCCGUCAUCAAGCUCUCCUCCUCGCGGCUGAGUCUGCCAUGGACCCGCCUGCGCAUCAACGUGUGGCACUUCAAGCUCCUCAACCAGCCCUCUCUCGGCCCCGGCUCCAACUUUGCCAAGUCUUCUCAGUGGAUCGACGUCCCAACGCUGGCAGAGCAGAUCAACCUCGGAAUGGAGACUGUCAGGAAGCAGAUCCUCGACGAGGAAUUGUGGUCAACUAGCGAGGACACUUGGUCCCGCGACGAUAAGGUGCAGUUCUUGCUGGAAGCGGCGAAUACGCACAUCAUGCUCGGCCGCGACGACAGAGCGCGCGAGGCGUUGAAGGAAGCGACGGAGUUGAGCAAGUUUGCGUAUGCUCUCUCUGGUGCGCUCGGAAAAAGGACCAAGUUCCAGGAGAAGAGCACCAGUCAGCUUGUCGUUCUCGCCAAGAGCGACACACCGGCGAAGAGCUCGGAGGAUGGCGACGCGGAGGCGAAGCCUGAGGCUGUGGCGCUGAACGACGAUACACUGCUCGAGGAGAUUCAGUUCUCCAAGGAGGCGAGCGGCAAGCAUGGUGAACUGGCGGCCACGUCCUCUGGCCUUCCUGAGGCGUUGGCGGACCUGUCUCCGGACGCACAGCCCCAGCUGUCGCCGCUUGACCAAAUCAUCCUGCUGACCGAGGCGACUCUCAAGGACACAUUUUCUCCCGUCGACACACUGACAUCGGAGGAGGUUCUGCCAUAUGCUGUGCGCGUCGUCUCGGACAAGGCCACCAACUGGCAGAUUUACACACAGGCGUUGCUAGUCCGCUCCCGUAUCGAAAUUCACCGCAGCAGGACCGUCGAGAGAGGUGUCUUGCAAAUGCAGGCUGUCGUCGACCAAGUCGUCGUCGACACAUCCGAGGCCCCACGACCCAAGGCUGAAGAUGUCGCCGACGAGCCCGAGGUCCCAGCCAUCGCCGUCACUGCCCCCGGCGAAACCGCAGCCUCCGUCGACACGGAGAAGCCGACGUCCUUCUUCCCUGCCGCCAAGGAGACCGAUACGGCCCCGGCGCACGUCCGUCUGCAAUACAUCCACGCGCUCUCCUCACCGCCGAAAUGGCACCUCGAGUCAGAGCUCGCUUACUCCUGGGCCGGCGUUGGCUCCCUCGUCUCCGCCCUCGAGAUCUUCAAGCGUCUACGCCUCUGGGCUGAAGUCGCCCUCUGCCUCGCGAGCAGCGCCUCCUCGGACGAUGAGUCCGGGCGCGGCAGCGGUGGCGAGGAGAAGGCCAAGGCACUCGUCCGCUGGCGCCUGUUCCAUCGCACGGGGCAGCCCGUCGUGGAGAACGCGGAUCCGGAUGCUGAGGACCUCGGGCGCGACGUCACGUACCUCAAUCCUACCGACUUCACCGGCCCCGAACGCAGCCCGCCCCCGCCCAACGCGCCGCGGUUGUUCUGCAUCCUCGGCGAUUUGGAGAAUGAGCCGGCACACUGGGAGCGCGCGUGGGAGAUUUCCAAGCACCGCUUCGCGCGCGCGCAGAAGUCGCUCGGUGAAUGGUACCUCGCGCAGAAGGAGUGGAGCAAGGCGCAGGAUGCGUACAAGCUUGCGACCAAGUGCAACCGGCUGAGUCCUGAGCUGUGGGGACGGUUGGGUGAUAUUAGCCUCCGUCUGGGACAGUUCCCGGACGCGGCGGAGGCGUACAGCCGCGCCAUCGGUGCAGCGGGUGACGUUGUCGGCGGCGAGGAUGCGAGGACAUGGAGUAACCUCGGCAGUUCCCUCUGGAGCAUGUACCUCGAGGCGGUGGAGGAGAUGAAGAAGCAGAUCAUUGAGGAGAAGAAGACCGGGGUCAAGGAGGAAGAGACCAAGGACGAGGACGAGGAUGGCGAGGAACCCAAGCAGCGCGAGCUCAAGCCCCGCGACCCGGCAACCCUCCUUUCCCAGUCCCUGGCGGCGUACAAGCGCGGCGCAUCGAUAGCGCAGGAUAACUGGCGCAUUUGGGACAACGUCCUCACCCUAGCCUCGCGUAUGCGCCCGCCCGCCAUCGUCGACAUGGUGCAGGCCCUCCGCGCCAUCAUCCGGAUCCGCAACACCGAGGACGCGCUCGACGACGACGUCCUCCGCGCUCUGCUGCAGGAGGGUGUCCUAACAAAGGAGAAGGAGAACGACGAGAGCAAAACGGGGGUGUACAACCCGCCGCGCGGCACCGUCGAGAAGGCCGUCAUCGCGCUGUUCGAGGAGAGCGUCGUGCCCCUCAUCACAAAGCGCUCGGAGCUGUGGGAACUGGUGGUUAGGCUGCGGGUGUGGAGGAGGGACUAUGCCGGCGCCGUGGAUGCGGCGGAGAAGGCAUGGAGGGCGGCGAUGGGCGCUGGCGCGGGCGGCGGGUUGACGGCGUCCGCGGCGGGGUCAGGGGGUGCAGAUCAGAGCCGCAACUGGCUUGUUGAUGCGGACGCGUGGAAGGCCGUUGUUGCGAGGACGGAUGAGCUUGUGAGUGUGUUGGAGAACUUUGGCAGCGAGGUUGAGAGCGUGGGCAGUAAGUGGAGGGGCAAGGCGAGGAACGCGGUGAGGAGCGUGAUGAGUCGCGGAAAGGAGGCGUGGGAGGACACGGAGGAAUGGAAGCAGUUGGAGGGAAUGAUGGAGGGGUUGAAGUUGUAA